AUGCUGACGCCCACGAGCACGUUCGCCCUCCGCCUCGCCGGUCAGGGCGCCGCCCGCGCAUCAAUCGCCUCCUCCAUCGUCCGCACCACCGCAUGCCCGUACUCGACCGCCUCCAUGAAGCAGCAGCCCUCUACCCGACUGAUUGGGCUCGCUCUGGCUCGCCCUCUGGCCCGCACCAGCGCCGCCUUUGGCGCCUCUUCUCCGUCCUCGAUUGUUGCCCGCGUCGUUCGUCAGCCCUGCUCGCAGCGCUGCAACGCAACGGCUUCCGCUGCGGCACAAACCAAGCCGGCCGCUGCGCCCGGGGACAAGCUAGACUGGGAGACAUUCUUUCAGCUGCGCAAGUCCCGAAGGAGAUGGCAGCUCGGCUUCAGUGUCAUAUCCGGCCUGGGCGCGUUCGUUGGCGGGGCUGCCAUCCUGGCGACUGGGGUUGCGGAUCCGUUGGUGACGCAGGUCCCUCUGGACCCCUUCAUCACAAUGGGCUUAAUGACGAUGGCUUUCGGUACGCUGGGAUGGCUGGUCGGGCCUAGCAUCGGGUCUUUUGUCUUUUACACACUGAACAAGAGGUGGAAGAACCAGAUGACAAUCAAGGAGAAGGAGUUCUUCGCCCGCAUCAAGAAGAACCGCGUCGAUCCUUCCGUUUCUUCUGUUGGUAACCCAGUUCCCGAUUUUUAUGGCGAGAAGAUCUCAAGCGUCAAGGGCUACCGUCAAUGGCUCAAGGACCAGCGGGCCUUCAAUAAGAAGCGUGUCAGCUUCGUGUAG
This is a messenger RNA of Colletotrichum graminicola M1.001, 759 nucleotides long. RefSeq lists its product as uncharacterized. Gene Ontology annotation, biological process: protein import into mitochondrial matrix. Gene Ontology annotation, cellular component: PAM complex, Tim23 associated import motor. The record is from RefSeq and is a predicted model, not a curated record. The transcript is spliced from 3 exons. Lineage: Eukaryota; Fungi; Ascomycota; Sordariomycetes; Glomerellales; Glomerellaceae. The coding region runs from base 1 to 759 and encodes 252 amino acids.